Symbiodinium sp. CCMP2592 is the source of this 6066-nucleotide messenger RNA. NCBI's taxonomy places the organism in Eukaryota, Dinophyceae, Suessiales, Symbiodiniaceae. The record is from the annotation of a GenBank genome assembly.
AUGGCUACUUCGGCUGGUGAGGCGGCCCAGCCUCAGCCUGCGGCUGGAGAUGAUGGAGGGGCGAGCCCAGGGGGCGCGUCCGUGGGAGCGCCCGCGGCUACGCCGCCCUCGGCGCAAGCUGUGACCCCAGAGAUCGUCUUGGGGCGUUUGGCAGAAGCGGUUUCUCAGCUAGCUGCAGCCAGUGGGUCGUCUGGUGGCAGUCCGUGGAAAGAGAGCAAGUGGAUCAAGAGCCCAGAGGUUUUCAGUGCUAAGACCUUAGAUGAGGAGGUUGCUCUUUGGCCCGAUUGGUCCUUCAGCUUCCGGAACUUCAUGGCAGUUCAAGAUGAUGAAUAUAGGGCUGAUUUUGAGAAAGCCGAGACUGCAACGAUGUGGGUUUCCUUUGAGGAUUAUAGUCCGGCUUUGCGAGCGCGUUCUUUGAGAUUGUAUUCGGUGCUGGCCUCCUACUUGAAGGGCCGUGCUUUGAAGAUCUUGAGAUCCGUGGCAAGUGGCGAUGGCUUUAGGGUCUGGCGGCAGUUGGCAGAAGAAUUGCAGCCAUCGUCCCGACCCCGGACGCUGGCUUUAGCACAGGCCCUCACCAAGUUCCCACCUCUUCGAGAUGGCGGUUCAGUCUUAGAGUAUGCUCUCACGUUCGAAAAACUGGUCUCGGAGUACGAAAAGGCCUCCUCCAAGACCUACCCAGACGAUUUAAAGAUAGGGACCCUCCUCAGUGGCCUACCCCAAGAUGUGAAGCGCUACUUGCAGUUGCAGAUAGAUGAUUCAACAACUUAUCAGAAGCUGAGGGGCAUCUUGCUGCAGUUUGAGCGCACUUCAACAACUUGGAGCACGGAGUAUGUCAUGAAAGCCAUAGGCCUCGAUAAGAACUCGUACCCAGGAGAUGGACAAGGUCUUGCCCCAAUGGACGUGGACCGCGGGUUUAAGGGCUACAAGGGGUACUACCAGACCGGCAAGGGCAAACCUGGUUUUGGCAAGGGCUUUCAGUUCGGUGGCUUCGGAAAAGGCAACCAGGACAAAGGCAAGGGCUACAAGGGCAAGUGGGCCCAUGAAGGCGGCAAGCAGGGCAAGAAAGGUGGAGCUGUUAAGGGUCCUUGCUUUGUGUGUGGUCGCAUGGGUCACCGAGCAGCUGAGUGCAGAGAUCGCCGCGUGAACCAAGUUGAAGACGAUAAUGCCUCUGUUUGCCGCAUGGAGCUGGACACGUGGCCGCUGAUCGAGGAGCUCCCAGACGACGAUGGUGACAACACUGGGGCUUGGCAUAGCACUGCUUUGGUUUCGGAGGUUGACUUUUACGAGGGUGAAGAAGCUUGGGAUGAGUAUGGCUGGUGGGAUGAAUCCGAAAUUCCUGCUGAAGCCUAUGAGUACAUCAGGGUAGACUUUGCAAGCGUCGAGUGCUUUGAGCUAGAGUGUGAGCUUCCUUCCACCAGCACGCUUUGCUUCGAGCUUGAUCGUGACAGCAGCGGAGAUGAGUUUUUCCGAGAGUGCAGUUCUGAAUGCGACUGUGAAGUUCGUGCGGUGUGCUGCCCUACGGACCCUUCCGAGCCCUGUGAAGUCAUCUUGGAUUCAGGUGCUGAUGUCACUGUGCUUCCAGCGCAUCUCUUCAGCACCGUCGGUGUGGCGGAGAAGCAGACUACUCGGCUCUUGGAUGCCCAAGGCACGCCGAUUCCGCAGAUGUCGCAGAGAGCCAAUGUUUCCUUUGUGGUGCAAGGGCUUGAUGGUCGAGAGAUUGUUUUCCGAGAUCGAGCGGUGCUAGCAAAUGUUCGGCAACCUUUGUUAUGUGCUGGUAAGCUGUUUCGCGGUGGCUGGUAUCCGAAAGCUAGUUCUACAGAAGACGGCGUCAUGGUGAUGUGCAAAGGCGAUCAAGAGUUUCCCCUCCACUUUGCCCGAAAUUCUGUUGCAGCCACCAUGCGCAUUCUGAGGACCGAAGAAGCUUGUGUACGCGUGGUGAUUGAGGUGAGCGAUGAGUUCUUAGCUGGACUCAAGCGGCAAGGCUGGCAAGUGACUUCGGGAUCAACGCCCACACAUGUGCAAUGGAACUCUACAGUGACUGCAGACCCCAGCCAGCUUUAUGACCCCGAGAUCCUGCCUCUUCGUACCACGUUGGUGCACAAAGGGGAGAACAGGUUUGAGAUUUUCGAGUGCGGUGAGAAUUGGGAGUUGAAGCCUGUGGUGGAUAUAGGGUGCCAGCCGACUAGGAUCGUGACCUUGUUGACUCAGAACGCCUUGGCUGCCACUGACCUGGGAAAAGUUGUUGCUGACCCUCAAUCCCCUCUGGUUCCCAGGUUACCUGCUGCGUCUCAAGAAGAAGCUGCCGAACCUGGAGAAGCAGAUGAUGGAGUUCAACAGCCAGGCGCGCCCGUGGGCGGACCGGAGAUGCAAGAAGUGCCAUUGGAAGGCGAGGUGGUGAAGGUAGGUGACAAGGAGUUUCGUGAAACCUCUAGCCUUCGUGAUCUUCGCUGGGCGUGCCGCUACUUGAAGCUUCCGCAGAGUGGUGCUAAGAGUUUGUUGUGGACGCGUUUGCAGAAAGAGAUUGCACUCAACAAGCUCAAGUCAGCUGUGCAAGCAAGUGAUGCAGUCAUAGCAGAGUACACCCCUGAUGUCAAUCACGGCCCUCUUCCUCAACGCCCCGACAACAAACCGGCCGUGGAAGAGCUGGUCAAGAUGGCUUCGAUCCUCGGCUUUGACCAGGUCACCCUUAGAGGGGACAGCGAGCCUUCAAUGAAGAAGCUUUUGCAGAUGGUGCAGAUGGCUAGGACACGGUUGGGGUUAAAGACUGAGAUUGAGACGGCAAACCCCGACUCCAGUGAACAUCAGGGAUUGAGAGCAGAGCGCUACAUAGAUAAAGUUCGCCGCCUUGGUCUUUGCCUCUUGCACACCGUGUCUGCCAAUUCGAAAGUCGAGUUGAAAUCGAGCCACCCGUUGUACCAGUGGAGCUUCAGGCAUGCAGCCUUCUUACUGACGCGUUACCAUGUUCACACAGAUGGGGUCACUUCGUUCGAGUUGGUCCAUGGGCGAAAGUUCGAUGCAAAGAUUGCAGCGUUUGGGUCGGUCGUCUUUUGCCAACUGUUACCCAAGCCGAAGACGAAAGGGAUUCCAUGGGAAAAGUGUGUGUACCUCGGCCGUUCCUCAAUGGGUUCUUUGAGCAUCGUCUCUUCCAGCAAGGGCAUAGGGUAUGCACGGACAGUUCGGAGAGCAGCUGAAGUAUAUCAAGCAGAUGCUUUGCUGGCAAUGCGCGGUGUUCCUUGGAAUCCUUUGCAAGAUGUAGUCACCAUGCGUGUUCCUCGGGGCCCCCGAGUACGGGUUCCGUUGCUUGUUGAUGCAGCACCUUCUGCUGCACCACCCGGGGACGAAGCGGCCAGUGAUCCUCCAACCUCGGCGACUUCAGAAGCACCUGCAGGCAGCCCCGGGGAGAGCAUCUUAGAUGGGUUGAGUGGAGCUGCCAGCAACAGCUCACACGAGCUCAUCCCAGCCGACAUGGAGGUUGGAAGGGUUGAGUGGUUUCCCGUUCGUGUGGUAGAUGCAGAAAAGCCGCAUGGACACGAAGAUGACAUUGUGGUGUGUGACCCUGAAGAGAGUUUGGAGCUGCAGUGCGACGAGGGCUUUGCAAGUGAAGAGGAAGGCGUUCCCGAAACUUCUGACGGUGAGAGAGGUGACGCAGGGAUGCCUUGGGAAGGCCGUGAGUAUGUAGAGGGACCCCCAGAACUCGAAGCUCAGGCUUUGGCUGACCUUGACAAGCAGAUGGAGCUCAAGGAGCUCGACCGCCUCCUUGGCAUGACAGUGCUGAGACCGAUGAAUGGAGAGCAAGAUAGAGAAGGGAAAGUGCGUCUUCAAUGCAAGUAUGUGCUGGACUGGCGAUAUAGGAAUGGUUGGUUGCGUCGUGCACGGCUUGUUGCAAAAGAAUACCGGUUUCUCGAGCCCUCGCUGACGGACCUGUAUAGUCCUGCUUCGGUGUCCUGUAGCCACAAACUACUUGCGUGUUUGGCUGCAGGGAACAGCUCAUUGGAGCUGCUGAGCGUCGACAUUACCGACGCUUACUUGCAAGUGAGACAGAGGCGGCCCACGUACAUCCAGACCCACAUCGGCGACCUAGAACUCCUUUACAAUCUACCCGGUCAGAGAGCAGGGGCAAAAGAUUGGUUCACCCACCUCCUCGGGAUCCUAAAGAACAAAGGCCUCAACAGCUUCAUCGGCAACCCUUCUCUGUUCUGCGUAGAGCAAAAGUUGGCGCUGAACAGCCAUGUCGAUGAUAUGCAAAUUCUAGGACCCAGGGGUGCGCCCAUGCAAUUGGCCAGUGACCUCAAGGCUGAAGGCUUGAGGUUGAAAGUGGAUGGCCCCGUUGACUUGGGUAGUGGCUGUUCCCAUUUCUUGAAGAAGAAGUUCCAAGGGCUCGGUGACGCCAUUGAGGUGACCCAGGAUACAAAGUAUGCAGAAAGGCUUCAGUCAAUCUUGGGUUUGGAGAAAGCUCACGGCAAGCAAAAUCCGAGUCCACCCAAGAUUCCCGCGCCAGGGCAAGGAGCGAGCUUAGACUCCGAGCACCUCCACCUCUAUAAGCGGUGCGUGGGUAUCCUCAUGUACAUGAGUGCUGAGAGACCAGACUUGCAGUACAUGGUGAAGGUGUUGUCUUCGAGGAAUAGUUCCCCUACCGUUGAGGACUUUGGUCUGUUGCGUCAUGUCGUGAAGUACCUCAAGUUACACCCAGUGAUCCCGAUUAGGUUGGAGAGGACCAAGCCAGGGAAGACCUUGAAGCAGAAGUGGGACGGUGUAGAUCCUGAUGAACCCGAAGAUCCCAACAUGCCGUUUGGAGCACACCAUGUGUUGGAGGUAGUGACUGACGCAGAUUGGGGAAGCCAAGCCUUCUCAGAUCGGAGAUCGAUAUCUUCGUUCUGCAUAUUCCUCAACGGCAACCUGUGCCACGCAGGUAACAAAGUGCAGAAGACGAUCAGCCUCAGUUCUGCCGAGUCCGAGCUGAUGGCCACCUUGCUUGGACUCUCGGAGGGAAUAUUCCUUAAGCACAUGUUGCAGUUUUUGGUUGGUUCCCAAGCUACGGUAAAGUUGGUGCACAUGGUCGACAAUGCGGCUACCAGAAGUAUCCUUCAACGCCAAGGGCUAGGAAGAACUCGACACAUCAGCUUAGGGUACUUGUGGGCGCAGAAAGCGCUCAACGAAGGAGUGUAUGAAACGAAGGCCAUUCCAACCAAAGAUUGCCCAGCUGAUUUGCAGACGAAGCCGCAUCCGCGUACCAGGAUGAAUCAUCUCAUGAGCCUCAUGGGUCUCGGCAUUAACCACAGUGUGAUGGUGAACCAAGUUAGUGCCACGCCAAUCGCGACCAACAUGGGAGCCGGUCAAAUCCUUAGAGCUUUAGCGCUUUUGCUCGAGGGGGGAGUUGUGACCGGCCAGUUUGCGCAGAUGAGCGGCCAUGCUUCGAGUACGACUUCGGGGUUUGAGUUCCUGUUCGGCCUGAGUGCGCAGAAGCUUCACUUCGCAAUGUUCUUUGUGAUGAUGGUGUGCAUGAUCGGACUGGUGAUUUACAUGGCGCCCAAGAGGCGCUGGAAUCGCGAGUCCACCGCCUCCAGCGACAACAUGAACCAAGUGCGAGAUCGAGUACAUCAGUGGUUCUCCCGGGAGUUAGGAAUCAUUGAGGAUGGCAUCGCUAACCAUGGCGAGCCCGGUGGCACUUGUGAAGACACAAGUUGGAGGGCGAGUCAGCCCUCAAGUUCUACAGCGCGCGAUGGUGGAGAUGAGCGUUGGCUUCUUUGUCCUUUUGAAGGUGCACACGGCAGUGACGACGAAGGGGGAGCCAACGAAGCUUACACACAGAGCUACUACUACGACGGCGAGGAGCAGGAGGAGCACAACGUCGAGAACGAGGUCCAGGACGUUCCUCAUGAUCCUCGCGGUGAUCCUGAGGACAAGGUCUACAUCAUCGGCGAGGCGAAGCGCGGCAAGAGUUACCACAAGGUCUCGUGUGGAAACGUGGUGCGUUGGAUGAGUCAUCUCCCAUCCAAUGUUAAGAAGAUCGACCGCCAGGUUGCAGUGAACAAGCAGCUCAAAGCCUGCAAGCAGUGUAAGCCGUGA